Manis pentadactyla (Chinese pangolin) is the source of this 615-nucleotide messenger RNA. Its product is annotated as IQ domain-containing protein M-like. Lineage: Eukaryota; Metazoa; Chordata; Mammalia; Pholidota; Manidae. The record is from RefSeq and is a predicted model, not a curated record. The transcript is spliced from 4 exons. The coding region runs from base 1 to 615 and encodes 204 amino acids.
AUGCAGAAAAAAGCAGGAAGCAGCCCAGGAGACCAGUACCAGUGCGGGUCCCCAGCACAGCUAACUUUAGAAGAGACUCAGGCCCCCUGUGCAACAGAGUUCCCCUGUCCUAUAUUAGAGAUCACCAAGCAAGAUUUUUUUCAAGAAGCAAAAUCCCUCAUUGCCCAGCAUUAUGAGAGAAUAAAUGAGAAUAAAUUUCAAGGUACUUCUGUAAAUGUUUUUAAAAAUAAACACCAAAAACCAAAAUCUGGCAAAUUCAUACCUUUGGACAUUAAAAUAAAGGAAACACCUGAUGUGGUCCAAAAACUUCAGGCAGCAUGCAAAAGUAUUUGUUUUCCCAAAGAUCUUUCCAAAAGUGAACAUUUUGAGGAGCUUCCACAACAAACUUUCAAGGAGCCACACAUUUUUCAUAUGAAAGAAAAAUGCAAGGAUUCUAUAGAUCUAAUUGUGAAAGUGGCAGUGCCAUUUUCUGUAGAUCCUCACAGUCACCCCGUGGAUGACGCCAGAGAAUGCCAGCAGGUAACCCAGCCCUGGUUGCCGGGACGGCAAGAAGUGAAAUUCUUCUCUAUUGCCACUGCUUUCACUUUCCUGUCUGACAAAAGCCACAAAGACUGA